GUGAACUUUGCCAAGAGUUUUGUCCGUUCUCCGCCCAGCAUCGACAUUGACAAGAUCAACGAUUUCCAUGAAGUCACUGAAGACAAAAUAAAUGAAUACCGGACAGUUGCGGAAGACUUUUGUAUCACUCAGAGGCUGGAUGAAGAACUCGUGUUCCAUCGCGCAACGUUUCCAGAGGCCUGUGAGGAUUUCAGUGGCUGGGCAUUCUUCUCUGCUCCUUCUGGGGCCUUUAGGGUAUGGCCAGGCGUUCUUGCAAGGCAGGGGGGCGGAGACUGCCCAGAAUUUGACCCCAGAAAGCGGCCAUGGUACCAAGCAGCCAGCAGUGGUCCCAAGAACGCAGUUAUUGUUUUGGAGGCAUCUGAGCCGGAGACCGAUUUCACGAUUGCCAAGGAGGUGACAGAAGCACUGCUGGGGAUGUUCACCUUCCUUGACUUCAUAAAUAUUGUGGUCUUCAACGACACAGCGAAGUCGCUGGGCAGCAACAUACUGAUACAGGCCAAACGAAGGAACGUGGACAGCUUCCUCCAGAGAUUGGGUGACACAAAGCUUGCUGGUAAUGGCGCAGUUGUUGACUAUGGAAAUGCGCUCAGCAUGGCUUUCAGCAUAUUCAAUCAGUCACUGAAUGUGGAAGAACUGGAGGAGCUGGAUGAUUGCCAAAAGGUCAUCAUAUUCAUGUCUCACAGCCAGGAUUGCAGUGAGACCCCGGGAGCCAAGUGCUCUGUCGCAGAUGGUGGCAUUACACCAGAGGGGGGUGCCCGCAAGAAACUCCUAGAAAAAAUUGAGGAGCUGCAAGGAGCGUUUUCAAACCAUGUAGCUUUGUUCACAUAUUCACUGGGAACACACGGCGACCCUGGUCUACUGCAACAGAUGGCCUGUGAAAAUGGCGGAGUCUAUUCCAGGUUUCAAGACCGGCAUCGGGACCCCCUCGUGCCCAUCAGUGCUUUCUUUCACUUUGUUUCCCUGGCUUAUGCCAAUGAAGACCCCAUAUGGAGCGAGCCAUACAUUGAUGCCUUUGGCCUUGGAGAAGUCAGCUCUAUCACAAUGCCCAUUUUUGCUGUGGAGGGCAAUGGCAACGAUCCACCAAGAUGUUUCAUUGGUGUCGCUGGGCACGAUGUGCCAACGAACGACCUAGACCCUCGCAUGCACAUCAAUGAUGUGAUCAACAGUUUGUCUGACUCACGGAGGUGUACAAAGAAGGGUGGGCCUCAAGAUGCCUGCAAAUUGCAGGAUCUACGGGGAGAACAUCAUCAGUGCCAGGCUCGUUUGAAUUUGUCUCGAUGUUACAAUUUCACGGAUCGUUCUGGUGAGCCAGCACUCUAUACAAUUCCAGGAGAUGUCACCAAAUCGGGGGCCUCACAAUUGCUAGAUUUUAAAGCCGCAAAUACAAGUUGCUCUGAGAAGGGCGGUCGCUUGGCUGUUGUGGACACCCUUGCAAAACAGCAGUUCUUUUCGGGUAUUGUCCCACCAGAUAGGUCAUGGAUAGGUUUGACAAGAAGCGAAUCUGUGGGCGAAUGGAGAUGGGCUGACGGCAAGGCAGUCAGCAGUGAAGCACUGUCCAGGCUGUGGAUCUCAGAGGAUGCCCUGAAGGAUGAGCAGGAUGGGGAUCGCUGCGCGGUCCUGGAUCCUGGAUCGACUGUGCGGAAUGUGCGAGGGUCCAACUGUGACCAGCUGUUGAGCUUCAUUUGCGAAAUUCGUGACCCCAACAGCACGGAAUGUCAGGGAGAAAUUGAAUCUGUGUUGUACGAAAAUCUGACGGAAACGAUCGGGGGGAAAUUGGAGCAGCUGCAAAAUGAAGAGGGUGGUCCCCUGUGCGAAGUUUUCGAUGACUGCGGAUUUGAAGAAGUGCCCAUAAUGCAGGAUGUGGUUUGCCCACUGGGGACCACCCGAGAUUAUGAAUGUUGCGAAUGCACUGGGGAGGCAAACCCUUAG
Molecule: messenger RNA, 1929 nt
Organism: Ostreobium quekettii
Lineage: Eukaryota; Viridiplantae; Chlorophyta; Ulvophyceae; Bryopsidales; Ostreobiaceae
Source: the annotation of a GenBank genome assembly